Messenger RNA from Vitis riparia (riverbank grape), 2460 nucleotides. RefSeq lists its product as uncharacterized. Lineage: Eukaryota; Viridiplantae; Streptophyta; Magnoliopsida; Vitales; Vitaceae. The record is from RefSeq and is a predicted model, not a curated record.
CAGAGUAAAGAAACUUGAGACCUGGCGCUAACGGAGGAACAACAAAACCAAAUAUCACAACCUGAAAGAAGAAAAACCUGGAAAUCUGUGAAUUUGGAGACAGCAAUGCCGGAAAUAACGGAGAACAAGAACAAGUUUGGGACGCUGGAGAGCUUCAUUCGCAGCCAACACAGCACAUGGAAAUCCCUAUUGAGCCGCGCCAGUAGAAAUUCAUCCGAUGCCGAUCCCCCGAAUGACGAUACCUCCAAUCAUCUCAUUCCUAACCUUUCCGCUUUCGCCAAUUCCGUUGUCGCCCGCUGUUCCAAAAUCCUUCAAAUCCCUACUCAAGAAUUACAGCAUCGUUUUGAGAGAGAGCUACCAGAGAGUGUUAAGCAACCUCUGAGUUAUGCAAGGAACUUUUUAGAGUUCUGCUCAUAUCUAGCACUCUUCCAGGCAUCUAGAGGACCAGAUUAUUUGAGUAAUAAUGAGUUCCGGCGUUUGUCGUAUGACAUGAUGCUUGCAUGGGAGGCCCCUGAUGCUGAAAGUGAACCACUAACUAAAGAAGCUACUUCCUGCAGUAAUCAGCAAGCAGAGGAUGAAGAUGGCUGGUCUCUAUUUUAUUCAAGUUCCACAAAUACGGCUGUUCAGGUUGAUGAAGAGAAAACUGUUGGACCAGAAGCUUUUGCACGAAUAGCUCCUGCUUGUGCUGCUAUAGCAGAUAUAAUUACUGUCCACAAUCUUUUUGAAGCACUGACAAGUUCUUCAUGCCAUCGACUUCAUUUUCUGAUAUAUGACAAGUACCUCCGGAGCCUUGACAAGGUGAUCAAGAGUGCAAAAAAUGCAUCAGGAUCGACUUUGUUUUCCAACCUUCAGCUUGUUGAGGGAGAGAUCAUCUUAGACAUUGAUGGUACAGUUCCCACUCAACCAGUUCUGCAACAUAUUGGAAUCUCUGCCUGGCCUGGGCGGUUGACGUUAACCAAUUAUGCACUGUACUUUGAGUCCCUGGGAGUUGGUUUAUACGACAAAGCUUCCAGAUAUGAUCUGGCAACGGACAUGAAGCAGGUCAUAAAGCCUGAAUUAACUGGACCAUUGGGUGCUCGUUUAUUUGAUAGAGCCGUGAUGUACAAAUCAAUAUCUGUAUCAGAGCCUGUUUAUUUGGAGUUCCCUGAAUUUAAAAGCAAUUCGCGCCGGGACUAUUGGUUGGAUAUUUGUAUUGAGAUCCUGCAUGUGCACAAGUUCAUUAGGAAGUACAACCUCAAAGAGAUGCAGCAGUCAGAAGUACUUGCAAGGGCAAUUCUAGGCAUCUUCCGUUACCGUGCAGUGAGAGAAGCUUUCCACAUUUUCUCAUCCCAAUACAAAAGCUUACUUGUGUUUAACCUGGCUGAAAGUCUUCCUGGGGGCGAUUUGAUAUCUGAAGCUCUGUAUAGUCGUUUAGCACUUCUGAAUGCCAGUGCUACACAAGAUGAUGUUCUUGGCUCUUCAUAUGCAGGACAGGACUUGAAAAUAUUUCCGGUUUCACUUUUUACACUUAGUAGACAUGGAUUCAUUUUACAGAAAGAGGCAGUUAUGAGUGGAGAAGCAAUAUUUCCAGUUGGAGAUGUUUGGGUUGGUGAGACAAAUCCAUUGGAAAUUGCAGUGAAACAGUCCAUAUGGGACAAGGGAAGGGCUGAAGCUGCACAGGCAACUGUAGAUCAAGUGAAAGUGGAGGGAAUUGAUACAAAUAUAGCAGUAAUGAAGGAGUUACUUUUCCCGGUAAUUAAAUGUGCUGAGCGUCUCCUACUGCUAGCCUCAUGGGAAGACCCUGUAAAAUCAACAGUGUUUCUUUUGUUGACCUGCUAUGUGAUUCUUAGGGGGUGGAUCAGGUAUAUAUUGCCAUCCAUUUUUGUAUUUCUUGCAGUUUUCAUGCUCUGGUGCCGACACUUUAACAAAGGGAAACCAUUAGAAGCCUUCAGAGUAAUGCCUCCCCCUCAUCGGAAUGCAGUUGAGCUGUUGCUAGCAUUGCAGGAACUUGUCUCUCAAAUUGAAGGAAUAAUUCAAGCUGGGAAUAUCAUUCUUCUCAAAAUAAGGGCUCUCGUAUUUGCUAUGCUUCCGCAGGCCUCAGAUAGGAUUGCUUUGUUGCUGGUUUUCAUGGCUGCUGUCCUUGCAUUUUUGCCAAUCAGAUACUUAACCACACUAAUAUUCGUCGAGGCUUUCACAAGGCAGAUGCCCCUGAGGAAAGACAGCAGUGACAAGUUGGUGAGACGGGCACGAGAAUGGUGGAUUAGGAUUCCUGCAGCUCCUGUUCAGCUUAUCAAAACUGAUGCCAAGAAGAAGAAGAAAUGAAACCUGCUUUGAGAACACUGAAUUUGUAAAUUGUAAACAACACACUGGAUAUCUUUACAUUGCAAGAUCAUCCUAUUCAGGUUCUUAUGUACAUAACAUUUAUAGUUUUUCCUUGAUCAUAACAACGUUCUUAUUCUUUUGGUAUGGGGAAAGGAUUUA